Molecule: messenger RNA, 936 nt
Organism: Aspergillus japonicus CBS 114.51
Lineage: Eukaryota; Fungi; Ascomycota; Eurotiomycetes; Eurotiales; Aspergillaceae
Exons: 2
Coding region: 327-836 (169 amino acids)
Source: RefSeq, a predicted model, not a curated record
CAUAAUUAGAAGAAAUGGAUACACCCCGGCGGCCACUGGUCCAAGGGACCAGACAGCGGGACCCCCGGUGGAGUAUAGGCAGGCAUGUGUGUCCCUCAGGGGGGCAGUCGUAGCGGUCAGCCCCAGCAUCUUCCGCUUAGCCAUGAAUCCAUGGCUAAGGAUUCUACAGCAGUCCCUGGUCUGGGAUCCAGGCAGCGACAUAGAGCCCUCUCCUCUUUACUCGUUCAUUAUAUCCCUCAUUCUAUACCUACCUACCUCUGAGAACACCAAGCCCAACCAUCUCGCAAGACAAUAAUUUAUCCACUCACUCACUCACCAAAGCCAAAAUGUCUCUCACAACCACCGCCACCACAACCGCGGCCUCCGCCACCUCCACCUGCCACCAGCAGCUCUACGAGAUCCCCAUCAAGGACGCCGCCUGCGCCAUGCCCAGCACCGGCAACAACUCCGCCAUCAUGAGCAGCUGCUGCGGCGCCGCCGACGUCGUCUCCUACAGCAGCUGCGACUACUACUGUCUCGCCCAGGACCAGACCGUCCACACCCUGGCCGAGUGUCUCAUCAAGGCCUCCGAGGCCGGCGAGGUCUGGUGCAACACCGGCGCCAACGCGACCGCCACGGGCACCGUCCCGGCCACGGGCGCCGGGACCAUCGUCGCGACGGCGUCGGCCACCUCGUCUUCCUCCACGAAGAAGAGCAAGAGCUCCGGAACCGCGACGGGGUCGAGUGCGUCGAGCAGCUCGACUAGUGGGGCGACUGUGGCUGUUGGUGUGACUAAGAAGGCCGUGGGGGUGGUUGCGUUGUUGGUUGCUGGGGUUGUUGGGGGUGGAUUGUUGUAAGGAGGGAGAUGCUUGGAUAGAUGGGUGGUAUAUUUUCGGAAAUGCGGGAGAUAUUGAUGAAGAGGAUGGGGUAGAGGAUACCAGGGUGAUUGGAGAUGAU